AAGGGCUGUCAUGUUUGCUUUGGGGCCAGGAGUGUGCAUAUGCGAAUGCCUCAAAUCGAUGCAGCCUUGGCGCGCUACUGGGGCCGGCAGGGGUCUGAAGCUCGUAGGUAACCAGAGCUACGCGGCGUAAGGCAAGCUCCACCACGACAUCGCCAUCUACACGACUCUCUUGUCUAUCUUCUGCGUCCGACGUGUGCUUGCUUCUAUAGAGUAGGGUUAGCUACAAUAGAGCCUCCUUUCGCACAUUCACAGCCAUGUCGUCACCCUUCUCAAUAGACGGCGGCGCCUGCGUAGCCAUGGUGGGCAAAGACUGCGUAGCCAUAGCCUGCGAUCUCCGUCUCGGCAUGCAAGCCCUCACCGUCUCCAACAACUUCCCCAAGAUCUUCCAGUACGGCGACGUAUUCCUGGGCCUCACGGGUCUCGCCACCGACGUCGCCACCGUGUCCGACCUGUUCCGCUACAAAGUCAACAUGUACCGUCUGCGGGAGGAGCGCAACAUCGCGCCCCAAACCAUGGCGAAUCUCGUGAGCUCCUCGCUGUAUGAGAAGCGCUUUGGACCGUACUUUAUCAGCCCAGUAAUUGCCGGCAUCAACCAGACGAGUGGAAAGCCGUUCAUCUGCGGAUUUGACUCGAUUGGGUGCAUCGACUUUGCCAAGGACUUUAUUGUUAGUGGGACAGCAAGUGAUCAGUUGUUUGGUACUUGCGAAGGACUGUGGGAGCCAGAUCUGGGCCCAGAAGACCUCUUCGAGACCAUCUCACAAGCGCUGCUCAACGCUGUCGACCGAGACGCACUGUCAGGUUGGGGAGCGCACGUCUACAUCAUCGAGAAGGACAAGGUAACCAAGCGGUUACUGAAGGGCAGGCAAGACUGAGCGGACCGAUGGCAUGCGGUGGCGCUAUGGAAUACAACAACCGUGGAGCACGAGACCAAGCCAAGGGUCCGCUUCAAGGCUGACAUGAUGAAUAUGAUUACGGGAUGACAUCUGAAAGGCAUCUGUAUCAAUUAGAUAUGCCUAUUCCACCAACGGCGGACAAGGUGGACGGAU
Messenger RNA from Cucurbitaria berberidis CBS 394.84, 1046 nucleotides. RefSeq names its product proteasome subunit beta type-3. The coding region runs from base 255 to 872 and encodes 205 amino acids. Gene Ontology annotation, cellular component: proteasome core complex, beta-subunit complex; proteasome core complex. Gene Ontology annotation, biological process: proteasome-mediated ubiquitin-dependent protein catabolic process. NCBI's taxonomy places the organism in Eukaryota, Fungi, Ascomycota, Dothideomycetes, Pleosporales, Cucurbitariaceae. The record is from RefSeq and is a predicted model, not a curated record. The transcript has 4 exons.